UUUUUGAAUUUCUCACCAAUCGCUUUCUUCAUCCAUCAUCGCUCUCAACAGACAGACCUCAGUAGUCUCUUAACAGAGAUUCUUCAUCUUCUACUUCAUUUCAAACUUGAACAAGUCUGAAGAGUUAGCUCUGAAGGAUGUCGAGUUUAAAGAUAUCGGAUCCGAGCAAAUUGCAUCUCAAGAAAGAGCUGACUCAAAUCAGGAAAGUCUCCAAGUGUCUACGCGAUCCCGGAACCUCCUCUUCCUGGAAAUCCCCUCUCACUUCCUCCAGAUCCGUCCCAGUGGAACCGCCGAGCAACAAGGACGCCGAGCUUCUCAAUCAGUUGGAUUCACAGUUUCGAGUUGAGAGUAGUCGAGGCAAGGAGAAGGAGAAGAAGGUCUUCUUGUAUAACUGGAAGUCUCAGAAAACUUCUAGCGACAAUGAUGAUGAUGAUGAUGCGAGUGAUGCUAGGAACGGUGGAGAUUCGACGAUGUUCAGGUGCAGAGACAAGAAUCGUUUUACCAAGAAGAAGCGUAGGUUCUUGUCUCGAUAUCCUCAUCAUCAUCAUCAACCCAAAGAAGCAACAUCAGGUGAAGAAACAGAGGAUUUCAGCAAUUCAGAGAGUCUUGGCAAGCUCACCCAAAUGCUGAAGCUUAAGCACAAAAACUGGUCACGCUCUUCUUCUUAUAAGUUCCUGAGAGCUACAAGCAAGAGAGAUUCUUCUUCUUAUACUUGUAACAGCACACCUGCAUUGUCCACCAGCUCAUACAACAACCUGUACGCUAUCCGUAGCCCCAGCACUGUGGAAUCUUUUGAUGAUGAUAAUAACUUGGAUGUUACAGGGAGACAGCAAGGCUGUGGGAUUCCUUUUUACAGAACCCACAAAAGGAAUCUGAAACAUAGAGGUGGAUGUAGGAGCUGCUGUUCACCUUCGUUUUCGGAUACUCUUAGAAGGAAAGGAAGCACCAUCUUAUGUGGUGGGAGUCGUCAAUAUAUGCAUAGACAUUCUUCUGGGAGAUGUAAUAAGAAGCUGAGUGUUGUACCUUUGCUUAAAUACCGUGGUGAUAGUACUAGAGGAGGACGUUCAUCUUUAGGGAGUGAUGAUGAUUUUGGAGAGCUUGAUUUAGAGUCUCAGAGUAGGUUAGAUGGGAGAAGAUGGUCUACUAGUUGUAAGAGUCAUGGUGAAGAAGAAGGAAGUUCACCGGAAAAUACGCAGAGUUUGAGUAUAAAGUACAAACCAAUGUUCUUUGAUGAACUCGUUGGUCAGAGUGUAGUUGUUCAGUCCUUAAUGAACGCUUUGAAGAAGGGUAGAGUUGCUGGUGUUUAUCUCUUCCAAGGUCCUAGAGGAACUGGGAAGACAUCUACUGCGAGGAUCUUCUCGGCGGCUUUGAACUGUGAUGCGUUGGCGAAUGAAGAGAUGAAGCCUUGUGGGUACUGCAAAGAGUGCAGUGAGUUCAUGUCAGGGAAGAGUAAGGAUUUGUUGGAGCUUGAUGCGUCUAAGGAGAAUGGAGGUGAGAGAGUUAGUUACGUUUUGAAAAACCUGAUGAGUUUGGCUCCUCCACAGAGUUCACCAAGGUACAAGGUUUUUGUGAUAGAUGAGUGUCACUUGCUGCCGUCUAAGACUUGGCUGUUGUUGCUCAAGUUUCUUGAGAAGCCUCUUCAGAGAGUCGUCUUCAUAUGUGUAACUACUGAACUUGGGAACGUUCCUCGGACGAUUCAGUCAAGGUGCCAGAAGCUACUCUUCAACAAACUCAAGGAUGGUGACAUUGUUGUGAGACUAAGGAAGAUUGCUUCAGACGAAAAUCUUGAUGUGGAAUCUCAGGCGUUGAGCCUGAUUGCUUUGAAUGCUGAUGGUUCGCUUAGAGAUGCUGAAACCAUGUUGGAUCAGCUGAGUUUGAUGGGGAAGAGAAUCACCGUUGAUCUUGUGAAUGAGCUAGUGGGUGUUGUUUCUGAUGAGAACUUGCUUGAACUCUUGGAGUUAGCGUUAGCUUCUGACACGGCAGAGACGGUGAAGAAAGCUAGAGAGUUACUGGACUUGGGAGCUGACCCAAUUCUCAUGAUGUCUCAACUGGCUAGCCUUAUCAUGGAUAUCAUUGCUGGAGCAUACAAGGCCUUGGAUGAAAAAUACAGCGACGCCUUCCUUGAUGGACGGAACUUGAGUGAACCGGAAAUGGAGAGGCUAAAGCAUGCUUUGAAGAUUCUUUCAGAGGCUGAGAAGCAGCUUCGAGUAACUACCGAUCGUUCAACAUGGUUCAUAGCUACCUUGCUGCAGCUUGGUUUGAUGCCAUCUCCCGGAAGCACGCACAGCAGUAGCAGUAGAAGGCAAAGCUCUAUAGCAACUGAAGAACACCCCUCAAGCAUUUCAAGAGAAGUUAUUGCUUACAAACAAAGAUCAAGCCUUCAAUGUAAUAACUCAGCAUCCCCGACUUCCAUAAGAAAAGGCGAAACUACCGUUCAUGAAGUGACAUCUUUCUCCUCAUCCAGCGAAGUUUUAGAGAAUGACGCAUCUAUUUCAGAGAAACUAAAUGAUAUAUGGAUGAAGUGUGUAGAUAGAUGUCAUUCAAAGACAUUGAAGCAGCUGCUAUAUUCUCAUGGGAAGCUAUUAUCUAUCAGUGAAGUUAAAGGUACUCUAGUUGCUUAUAUUGCAUUUGGAGACAGAGAGAUCAAACUGAGAGCUGAAGGGUUCGUAAGAAGUAUCACAAACUCAAUUGAGACUGUGCUAAGGAGAAACGUAGAGGUGAGGAUGAUCCUCUUGUCUGAAACUGAGUUACUCAGCUCCAAGCAGACAAGACAAACAGCAGUGGCAGAUAGUUCAGAUACUGAAAGUGGGCAUGAGGUUCCAAUGAAAAGGAUUGAAACGAUCAUCCAAGAACAGAGAUUAGAAACUGAACGGCUGCAGAAGACUCCUGGCUCACAAGGACUGUUAAAACCCGAGAGGAAUCAAGUUUCGCCUCAGGAAGACACCAGUUAUCAUCAUCACCAACCAAACAUUGGUUCUGCAGUUUCUUCUGGACUAAACAAUGAAGUUUUGAAGAUUUGCAAAAUGGAUGAGGUUCAGGAGAAUCAGACCUGUAAAAGAAUGGAGCAUUGUCCUGUUUCACCGAGUAUACUCCACGAUAGUAACUUCACAAACAACAAAGACAAUCUAGGAUAUGAAUCUGUAUCAGGAAGAGGAGUUUGCAGUUUGCUUUUCUGUUGGAAAACACAGAAGUCUCCAAGAAUAACCAAGAUCAAAGGGACCUCUGUACGAUCACGAAGAAGUCGGAAGAGAAGAUUCUUGUUGUUCAGUGGAUGUGCUAAGACAAGGAAGUGAGAAAGGUUGCCGUAUGGAAGAUGAAAAUAUUCAAGACCCAAGAAAUCUCACCUCUUCACAAAAAUCACCGUGGUUUAAUAAUUCGUUUUAUUUUAACUGUAUUAUAAUUAAUUUUUAUGAAAAUAAUAGAACAAUUAUAGUAACUCAAUGCUAAAAUUGAAUUUGAUAGCAAAUAAAAAAAAAUUAUAAGAUAUGUAAUUUUAAAAGGAACUUUGUAUUGAAA
Messenger RNA from Brassica oleracea var. oleracea, 3516 nucleotides. Its product is annotated as protein STICHEL-like 1. The record is from RefSeq and is a predicted model, not a curated record. Bases 138 to 3293 code for a protein of 1051 amino acids. Gene Ontology annotation, cellular component: DNA replication factor C complex; DNA polymerase III complex; nucleus. Gene Ontology annotation, biological process: DNA-templated DNA replication; DNA repair. Lineage: Eukaryota; Viridiplantae; Streptophyta; Magnoliopsida; Brassicales; Brassicaceae. The transcript has 6 exons. Gene Ontology annotation, molecular function: ATP binding; DNA-directed DNA polymerase activity; ATP hydrolysis activity.